Messenger RNA from Penicillium verhagenii, 1395 nucleotides. RefSeq lists its product as uncharacterized. Bases 1 to 1395 code for a protein of 464 amino acids. Lineage: Eukaryota; Fungi; Ascomycota; Eurotiomycetes; Eurotiales; Aspergillaceae. The record is from RefSeq and is a predicted model, not a curated record. The transcript has a single exon. Gene Ontology annotation, molecular function: protein binding.
AUGCUUUCCGAACUUCCGACAGAGCUCCUGCUCGGGAUUUGCGAGUCUCUACAAAGAAAAAACAUUCUAGCGCUACGCCUGGUCUGCCAACGUUUUUACUCGCUUUUCACCGAUGUGCUCUUCCGACGCAUCGUGUGUGAUGAAGUCCCACUGCUUUUUCGUGCCGUGGAGGCCCAAAGACUGGAUAUUGUAGCGCUGCUCAUUGAGGAAUACCACGUCGAUAUUGAUUAUCUGCACGCUGGCAAGAAUGCGCUUCUUCUCGCUAUUGACCUGCGAUACCCACAGGCGGUGGAUCUGAUCUUGCAGUAUCGGCCCGACGUCCGCUACUGCUGCGACUUUGGAGGUCGAGGGCCCCUCUCACUUGCAGUGAUCGGCGGAAAUGCUGCUAGCGUGGAGCGGAUUCUCCAGUCUCAGGAGAUUGAUGUCAACGAUCGAUGCUCGGACGGACUGUCUGCCCUAGUAUACGCGCUGAAGCAUCGCGAGUACUAUGCCCUCCAAAUUUUACUUGCUGAUCCUCGAGUGGAUGUCAAUCUCGCAGAUUCUCUUGGCUGGACGCCACUGCAAGCUGUGGUUCUCGAAGGAGAUCAUAUAGCAGCCCAGAUGCUGGUGCGACAUGCAGCAAUCGAUAUAAACCAUCAGACCUCCCACAAUGAUGCCCCUCUCCUGUUGGCUGUGAAAAGGCUCAAUCGAGAGCGAUCUGCCCUCGUGGUUGAGUCUCUCCUCCUACAUUCGAAUCUUGAUGUCAAUAUCUCGGACUCCAACGGGCAAACGGCCCUAUGGCACGCGGUCAACCGUGGCCAAUAUGACCUUGUGAAGUUACUUCUACGUCAGAGCCAUUUGAGAUUGAACGAUCCUGAUCGAUAUGGGGUGACGCCAUUAGCCCGAGCUGCCGAGAGGCCUGUUCUGUCCGUCCUUGAACUGCUAUUGGAACAGCGGCAGAUAUGCAUCAACUCUCAGUCUACCCAGAUCGUGCCUCCGCUUUGGUCUGCAUGCCGCGCAGGCAACUCUCCUGCAGUGGAGGCACUGCUUCGUCUGAGGUCAGUCCAGGCUAAUCAAAAAAGCCCUACUGGAACAACGCCACUCCAAGUGGCUGUUCAUUUGAAUCAUCUAUCCAUUGUAUCUCUGCUACUCCGACAAAGAAAAAUGGUCGACAUCAACGCCCGUGGCCAUCAACAAUGGACAGCCAUCUUCUUUGCCGCCUCUAACGGGUAUAUUUCAGGGGUCAAAACGUUGCUGGAACAUCCUGGUAUCAACCUGAACUUGAUUGAUGAUCAAGGACGGACCCCACUCUGGUGGGCAGAGCAUGGGCAGCAUUCCAGCGUGGUUGAUCUGCUGCGCAAGCACAUUCGAUCAAGGAAGCGGAAGUGUCGUUUGGCGCGAGGUGUGUUCAAUUGA